Doryrhamphus excisus (bluestripe pipefish) is the source of this 1146-nucleotide messenger RNA. It is a transcript of the gene znf706, whose product is annotated as zinc finger protein 706. Lineage: Eukaryota; Metazoa; Chordata; Actinopteri; Syngnathiformes; Syngnathidae. The record is from RefSeq and is a predicted model, not a curated record.
UGAUGUAAAAGAAUUCCGAAGUCACUCACGGGGAAAUACUUUAAUUUGGAGCCUAAAAUACAGACGUUCUUCCGUGUACGACAGUCUUUAAAUCUAACAGUGACGUCACCCUGUCAUUGAGAAUUUAGCAGCUGGCACGUUGUUUAGACUUCGUGGGACCGACACUUAAAAACAAUUUCGUGACGUUUACGAUAGUCGAGCAGAAUGGCCCGUGGACACCAGAAGAUCCAGUCGCAGCAGAAGAACGCCAAGAAGCAGGCCGAGAUUAAGAAGAAGGCCAAGGGUCACGACCAGAAGACGGCGGCCAAAGCGGCGCUCGUCUUCACCUGCGCCGUGUGCAAGUCCCAGAUGCCCGACCCUAAAACCUUCAAGCAGCACUUCGAGAGCAAGCACCCGAAGUCCCCUCUUCCCCCUGAGCUGGAGGGAGUGGAAGCAUGAGACCCCCCACUGCCUCCUUUUCUUCCUCCCUCCCACCUGGAUGGCUCCCUCAAGGCUGUCUACCAGCUCUGCACUCGUCUUGGUCCGAUAGCAUUGAAGUGACGUCGCCAACAUGAAGAAGUCGUCUUUUUGUUUUGGUUUGCUUCCGUUCCUUGAGUACUGCCACUUUGAGUGUGUGUGCGCGCGCGUGCGUGUGUAUAAUUGAACCCAAAGCUGGUGUGUGAUUCCCUGUGUGUGUGUGUGUUCCAUGAACAAUCUCAGCGAUGAAUGAAACAUUUCUCCUUCACUGCUCUGAUGUGUUGUCCACAUUUAAGUGAUGAUGAUGAUGUAAUUCUGAGCCAUCCGUGUGUGUGAUUUUGACUUUUUUUUUUUUCCUAACGCUACUCACCUGGACCAGGGAUGGGGGUAGUCAGCAGGCACAUGUGGUUUGAUUCCAAGUUGUAAUCAGGGCGAUAAUUGUGGACAUUUAUCUCUUAUGCAUUCGAUGACAUUGGGCUGUGUAGAGUGGUUGGAAUUUUGCUAGUCCACACAUGUUAACACUGUAUUCUUUUGCAUCCAGUUCAUCUUCAUGUUGGCUCAUCUAAAACGUGCCGGCCAGGCUGCUACUUUACAAAAUGCAAGAUUAACAAUUUGCAGAAAAGUGUCAGGAACUGGAAUGUAUGCUCACUGAUGUAUUAUAGUGUUUUAUUAAAUUUUACUUUGUGGUAA